This is a messenger RNA of Zerene cesonia (dogface butterfly), 366 nucleotides long. RefSeq names its product general odorant-binding protein 72-like. Lineage: Eukaryota; Metazoa; Arthropoda; Insecta; Lepidoptera; Pieridae. Gene Ontology annotation, cellular component: extracellular region. The record is from RefSeq and is a predicted model, not a curated record. The transcript is spliced from 4 exons. Gene Ontology annotation, biological process: olfactory behavior; sensory perception of smell. Gene Ontology annotation, molecular function: odorant binding; dibutyl phthalate binding. The coding region runs from base 1 to 366 and encodes 121 amino acids.
AUGACAAGAGAACAGUUGAAAAAGACGAUGACUGUUAUGAAGAAUCAGUGUAUGCCGAAACACAAGGUUACAAAUGACAAAGUUGGGCAAAUCGAGCAAGGAGUAUUUAUCGAAGAUCACGAUGUUAUGUGCUACAUAUCAUGUGUCUAUAAAGCUGCUUUAGUGGUAAAAAACGAAAGACUCGAUAAAGCUCUUAUAUCGAAACAAAUAGACAUUCUUUAUCCAAAAGAACUCAGAGCUACAGUUAAAAGUGGAGUUCAGAGCUGUUGUGCAGUUCAGGACAAGUACGAGGAUGGUUGUGAAGGAAUUUUCCAUGCCACUAAAUGCUUAUACGAAUACGAUCCACCGAGCUUUGUUUUUCCAUAA